This is a messenger RNA of Micromonas commoda, 1386 nucleotides long. RefSeq lists its product with no specific name. The record is from RefSeq and is a predicted model, not a curated record. Gene Ontology annotation, cellular component: cytoplasm; microtubule. Gene Ontology annotation, biological process: mitotic cell cycle; microtubule cytoskeleton organization. The transcript has 2 exons. Bases 1 to 1386 code for a protein of 461 amino acids. Lineage: Eukaryota; Viridiplantae; Chlorophyta; Mamiellophyceae; Mamiellales; Mamiellaceae. Gene Ontology annotation, molecular function: structural constituent of cytoskeleton; GTP binding.
AUGCCCGGGAGCGUCGUCACCGUCCAGCUGGGGCAGUGCGGCAACCAGGUUGGCGCCGAGCUCUUCGACACCCUGAGCGCCGAGAUCGACGCGCAUCCCGCGCGCGACCGCGCGGGCAUCCGCCGAGCUUUCUUCCGCGAGCCGCACCGGGACGAGCACGACGCCGACGUCAGCGGCGCGUCCACGUCCUACAUGGCGCCGGUCGCCAGGGCGGUGCUGAUCGACAUGGAGCCCAAGGUGGUUCAGUCGUCGCUGCGACGCGCGAGAAAGACGGGCCGUUGGCGGUACGACGGCGACCGAACCCUCGCGUUCCAGUCGGGUUCGGGCAACAACUGGGCGCGCGGGUACCACACGUACGGCGACGCCGUUCGCCACGACGUCCUCGACCUCGUCGCCAAGGAAGCCGAGGCGUGCGAUCACAUGGGCGGCUUCGUGCUCAUGCAGUCCAUGGCUGGCGGCACCGGCGCCGGGCUGGGCGCGUACGUGGCGGAUGCGUUACGCGACGAGUACCCCACGUCGACGUUGAUGAACCACUGCGUGUGGCCGUACGAGAGCGGCGAGGUGAUCGUCCAGGCGUACAACACGCUGUUAACGCUGUCGUCGCUGCUCGACAGCAGCGACGGCGUCGCGAUCGUUCAAAACGAGGAGCUGCAUCAGACGUGCGUCAAGUUGCUCGGCGUGGAGAGGCCGACGUUCGGGGAUAUGAACGCCGUCGCCGCGUCGCAGCUGGCGGGGGUGCUGCUCCCGGCGGCGCGAAGGGACCCGGCGGGGGGCACGCCGGGCGGCGGAGGGUCCGGCAGGGGACUCGCGAACCUGCACGACUUGUCGAUGGACCUGUGCUGCCACUCGAAGACUCGGUUGCUUUCGCUGCGGCAAACGCCGACGAUGCCGCCAAAGAGCGUUGAGUUUACCACGUUCCAGUGGCCGUCGCUGCUGAAGCGAACGCGGCAGAUGCUGCUGACGGGGACGACGCUGGAGGAGGGUCUGGACUGGGGGUUAGAACCCGGGGCGGUGACUGGUCGGGCGGUGACUGGUCGGGUGGCGACUAAAUCGAUCGCGUCGAUGUUGUUUCUUCGCGGGCGAGACGCGGACGUUGCGGACGCGACGCCGAUGGCGGACCCGAGGCUCUACCCGACCUGGUCCCCGUCCCCGCUCACGGUGGCGUGGUCGCCGACGAGGUUCAACGGGUACGAGAUGUGCGCGACGACGCUGACCAACUGCCAGACGAGCUGCCCGCCGAUCGGGAGAAUGCUCGCUCGGGCGUAUCAGAUGAGGGACGCGGGAGCGUACCUGCACCAGUACGAGGAGCACGGCGUGGGGGUGGACGGGUUCGAGGAGGCGUUCGGGCGCGUCGAGGACGUCUUGGCCGCGUACAGGACUUUGUGA